AUGGCGAGCACCGGAGCAUCAACCAUGCUGAUGCCUAUGUCUUAUGCCAAAAGGAGAAUUGCCCCGACACCUCCCUUGCAUGUUGACGCUGAACAUGUCGACAGCCAAGGUAGCGCCUCUGGCAAUCAAACAGGUAACAGGAACUCUUCCUCAUUCAUCUUUGAAUUUACUGCCACAACGGGAUCGGCCAGCGAUGCAGAGCUGGUUGAUCUCCACCUGUCCAUCAGCUGCAGAAGAGCACCCUCAGUAUAUGAGGCAGCUCUUCCUCAAAUCAAGGAGGAAGACAGCGAGAACAGAAGGUCUCUCCACGAGGCCCGACGACAACGUGAUUGGGAACUGUCCCAGGUGUGGGAUGUGUUCCAAGAGCAGAUUUCCGAUGCAGGCGGUAUGGUCGAGGAAGUGACUACUGAGUUUGAGGAUUUUUUCAGUGAAACCCGCAACAAACUCAAUAGAUACCACGCCAAGUUCGCCAAGGCUGUCAAGGGGUCCAAGCAUAGCCUUGACGUCUUCGGCAAGACUUUGAAGGACUCUGGCCAGAAUGGCCAAUGGAGAGUCUCUCGACGAAGCUGCCCAAGCCAUAGAGGCGAAGGAGCUCGACAGGCUGCGAGUCUCCCAGACCAAAAGUCCUGUGGAUGA
Messenger RNA from Phanerochaete carnosa HHB-10118-sp, 636 nucleotides. RefSeq lists its product as uncharacterized. The coding region runs from base 1 to 636 and encodes 211 amino acids. The record is from RefSeq and is a predicted model, not a curated record. The transcript has a single exon. Lineage: Eukaryota; Fungi; Basidiomycota; Agaricomycetes; Polyporales; Phanerochaetaceae.